Messenger RNA from Camellia sinensis, 1043 nucleotides. Lineage: Eukaryota; Viridiplantae; Streptophyta; Magnoliopsida; Ericales; Theaceae. The record is from RefSeq and is a predicted model, not a curated record.
UAGAAGAACCUAAGGAUACCUUUGGGUUUGGUGCCACCCAAGUGACCUCACGACUCUCGCGUGAGCUUGUUAGGGAUUUUGGACUUGGUUUAUUGGAAUUGAAGAUUUGUGAAGAUGCUGCAUCCUAUUCUCGUUGGAGGGAUCUGCACUUGACUGACCUUACAGAGAUCUCAACAUGAAGACAACUCUAGAACAUGAUAAAGACAAGUGAUUGCUUCAUAUCCGAGCAAGUGUGACCGCCAUUCCAGCCACUAGAAAAGAGGGGUAGCUAUGGGACAACACCAUAUGGAUGAUAGGCUUGUAAACCAACUACUAACAAUGAUUGAUGGCAUGGAAGUAUUGAACAACAUUUUUAUUAUUGCUACUACAAAUAGAAAGGAGCUCAUCGAUGAAGCCCUAUUGAGGGAAGGUAGAAUCGAACUACAUAUCAAAUUAGAGUACCCAGAUGAGCGAGGGCGCUUGCAAAUUUUGGACAUCAACACAAGGAACAUGAGACAAGCUUUUGUACUCGAUGAAGAUGUGAAUCUUCAAGAAAUUGCUUGCAGGACAGAUGGCUGUAGUGGAUCUGCCAUUGCAUCUCUAGUCACCCGUGCACAUUCAUAUGCUGUGGUCCAGACAGGGGAGAGGGGACUAGUUAAGCAUGCCCAGAAGGAUGUCAAAGUAACAAUGAACCACUUCCUCCAUGCUAUAGAAGAUAUUAAGUCUAGACUUCACGAAUCUAGCCUUGAACCAUACAGGAUGGAAAAACAGGAAAUGAUUCUACAACCGUUCAGCUCUAGUAAUUUGACUGAAGUUUUACACAUUCAUCAAGACAUUGCAAGGCUCAAGGAGGACAGUGCACAUUUUCAGGCUACACUUGCUUCUUACAAAAAGGAUACAGUCAAACUUGAGAAGGAACUUGAGACACUUCACUGUGCCCUUGACCGUAUGUGAGUUUCAAGUGGUGUUCGACAUUUUUGUUUGCUUGCUGUUUUAGAAACUAUGUUUGAAUUCGAAACUCUGUUUGGUUGUGAAUGAAUUUGUUAUGUAAACUCUAUUUAACA